Messenger RNA from Mus caroli (Ryukyu mouse), 1836 nucleotides. RefSeq names its product glutamyl-tRNA synthetase 2, mitochondrial (gene Ears2). Gene Ontology annotation, biological process: glutamyl-tRNA aminoacylation. NCBI's taxonomy places the organism in Eukaryota, Metazoa, Chordata, Mammalia, Rodentia, Muridae. The record is from RefSeq and is a predicted model, not a curated record. Gene Ontology annotation, molecular function: ATP binding; tRNA binding; zinc ion binding. Gene Ontology annotation, cellular component: mitochondrion.
UGUUUCUAGUCCACAUGGCGGCGCCCCUCAAGAGGCUUCUGCUGGCCGAGCCGCACGUGGUGGCCCUCGGGCACCGCGUGGGGCGGCGCGAGGCCAGUCAGGGCCCAGAUCCCGGGGCCUCGGUGCGAGUGCGCUUCGCUCCCAGCCCCACAGGCUUCCUGCACCUGGGUGGCCUCCGUACUGCCCUCUACAACUACAUCUUUGCCAAGAAGCACCAAGGGAGCUUCAUUCUGAGGCUGGAGGACACCGAUCAGAGCCGCCUGGUGCCAGGGGCAGCAGAAAGCAUUGAGGACAUGCUGGAGUGGGCAGGCAUCCCACCUGAUGAGAGUCCCCGCCGGGGUGGUCCUGCAGGGCCCUACUGUCAGUCACAGCGGUUGGCUCUGUAUGCCCAAGCCACGGAAGCCUUGCUGAGAUCUGGAGCUGCCUAUCCCUGUUUCUGUUCACCACAGCGGCUGGAGCUUCUGAAGAAGGAAGCACUGAGGAGCCGACAGACACCCCGGUAUGACAAUCGGUGCCGGAACCUGAGCCAGGCACAGGUGGCCCAGAAGCUGGCCGUAGACCCCAAGCCUGCUAUCCGCUUCCGCCUAGAGGAGGCAGUACCAGCCUUCCAGGACCUGGUAUAUGGCUGGACUCAGCAUGAAGUGGCCAGUGUGGAGGGAGACCCAGUUAUCUUGAAAAGUGAUGGCUUUCCCACCUACCACCUAGCCUGUGUGGUAGAUGACCACCACAUGAGCAUCAGCCAUGUGCUGCGGGGCUCAGAGUGGCUAGUCUCCACCUCCAAGCACUUGCUCCUCUACCAGGCCCUGGGCUGGCAGCCACCUCGAUUUGCUCAUCUGCCCCUGCUCCUCAACAGGGAUGGUAGCAAGCUGUCUAAGAGGCAAGGGGACAUUUUCCUGGAACAUUUUGCUGCCAGCGGUUUUCUGCCAGAAGCCUUGCUUGACAUCAUCACCAACUGUGGCUCGGGGUUUGCAGAGAACCAAAUGGGCAGGACCCUGCCGGAGCUGAUUACACAGUUUGACCUGACUCGGAUCACCUGCCACUCAGCCCUGCUGGACCUCGAGAAGCUCCCAGAAUUUAACAGGCUGCACCUCCGCCGGCUGGUGAGCAGUGAGACCCGGAGGCCCCAGUUGGUGGAGAAGUUGCAGGACCUGGUGAAGGAGGCAUUCGGGAUUGAACUGCAAGACAAGGAUGUUCUGGACCCUGCAUAUAUGGAGAGGAUCCUCCUGCUGAGACAGGGUCACAUCAGCCGCCUGCAGGAUCUGGUCUCCCCAGUGUACUCCUACUUAUGGACCCGCCCUGCUGUCCAUCGAUCGGAACUGGGUGCCAGCUCAGAAAACGUGGAUGUGAUUGCCAAGCGCUUGCUGGGGCUUUUAGAAAGACCUGGCUUAAGCCUAACUCAGGAUGUGCUGAACAGAGAACUGAAGAAGCUGUCAGAAGGUCUGGAAGGCACCAAGCAUAGCAGUGUGAUGAAGCUCCUCCGGAUGGCCCUCAGUGGACAGCUGCAAGGACCCCCUGUGGCUGAGAUGAUGGUGUCCUUGGGCCCAAAGGAAGUACGGGAACGAAUCCAGAAGGUGCUUUCUAGCUAGGGAGAAGAUGCAUAGGACCAUCGAGAUGACCUUGAGAGCCUCUAACCAUGGAAACUGAAUUCUGAGGAGAGCAGAAAGCCUGGGGCCUAUUAGGACCCUUUCAGGAUGAACAGCUGUAGAAACAAGCUCUCUGACUACUCUCAUCAGCUGGCCUUCGGGGACCCCAGCUGUUUCACCUGUUGACUCUGGGAAGAAUGAGCUUGAACUUGUGUCUUCUUUCCUAUUUUUUUAAAGACUUUUUAAAAAUGUG